AUGAAUGCUCUCAAGGCAAGCCUAUCUCGCAGCCCUACGGGUCGGGGCUACAGCGCCAUCUCCAACGACUCCAAGGCCGAGCUCAUCACCGCUGGUAGCCAUGCACCUGGUAGCAGGUUCGUGCCGCGGAGAUUGCUCCGGUUGUCGACCAAGGGGCUCUUUCUGCUGGUCUGCACGGUUCUUACUCUGCCAGGCGUCCUCUUCACGAUGCUCUUGAAGGGCCAUGGUCGCUACUAUGGAAGGACUCCAGUGCCCUUCGAUACGCAUCGUCGUCUCCAGAUCAUCCUUCCAUGCAAUGAGCCGAGCACAAACCUGUGCAAGUCAGUAUCAAGCGCCCUCGCGCUGGGCUUCCCCGCGCCCGUCAUUGUCAACUGGGGCAAGGACUACCAGGGCGGAGGGUGGCAUGCUGGCUCCCAUCUCGACAAGAUUAUCGGCACUAUCGACUACCUUGACUGGGCUGUUAGCCCCAAUGCUACAGGCCCCAACGCUCUCAGGGACAGUGACCUCGUUGUCGUCGCUGACUCGACCGACACUUGGUUCCAGCUGCCGGCUGACGUGCUCAUCAAGCGAUACUACGAGGCCAACGAGCAGGCCAAGGAGCGUUACGCAGAGCAGUGGUUGGGCAAGGGGGAAGUGCCCAUGGAGCAAACCAUCAUCGUGUCGACUCAGAAGAAGUGUUUCCCACCCCGUCAGUCCGGUUCAAUCCUCCACUGCGAUUCCCUGCCACAGAGUCCCCUGCGAGAGGACCUGUACGGCAACGUGACUGACAAGGACCCCUUGCGGUACACCAAGAACCGACCGCGCUAUCUUAACAGCGGCAGCAUGAUUGGUCCAGUCGGAGACAUGAGACGGUACUUUCACCGUGUCAGGGCCAGAAUGGAUGAGCUCCAGGCCAAGGGCACCCAUCUCUACAGUGAUCAGGGCAUCUUUGCCGAGAUCCUCGCCGAGCAGGAGAUUUUCCGACAGCAGCUUCGCCGCAGAGAAGAAUGGGACGAUGCCUCUAUCGGCAUGUUCCAGGAGGAGCUCGAAUACCAUGUUGGACUCGACUAUACCCAGAAGCUCUUCAUCCCCACUGUCUUUGAGGAAGAGGAUGGCGAGAUCAUCACCCUCAACAACGAGACUCAUAUCCAAAAGGCUUCCCAGCAGCGUGGUAUCUACCCAGCUCGCCUCCACGGCGUCCCCGACGACAUCAAGAACGCAACAAACCCGCUGCAAUCUCUGGGAGGCGACGAUGCCUUCAACUGGGGCGAGCUCCCUCUCUACGCCGACUACUACACGCGAGCCAUCCCCGUCAUCGUGCACCACAACGCGCACAAGGACGGCGCCAAGGCGCGUCGCUACAAGUGGUGGGAUAGGACUUGGUUCUUCCCUCAUCUCCGGGCGCUCCUCAACGCGCGCAUCGCAGCCGAGAAGCCCUGGCGCCUGUCCACCGUGGAACUUCCCCAGGGAGAGGUGGUAUACACUGCGCUGGAGACGUAUGAUGUGAACCCGAAGCCGAGGUUGUAUAAGCAGGGCCAGGGUAUCGAGGAGGCGAGCUUUGAGGCCGUGUGUAGAUCGUGGUCGCCCGAAGAUGGUGAGAAGAUGUGGUAUGAUGAGAUGUUCCGAGAUCGAAGGGGUCCUUUGUAA
Molecule: messenger RNA, 1626 nt
Organism: Fusarium keratoplasticum
Lineage: Eukaryota; Fungi; Ascomycota; Sordariomycetes; Hypocreales; Nectriaceae
Exons: 2
Coding region: 1-1626 (541 amino acids)
Source: RefSeq, a predicted model, not a curated record